AUGAUUUAUCUCAUUGCUUUUGGAUUUGGAGAUGGUGAGUCUGACAGAUCAUGGAUAUGGUUUUUGACGAAAUUGAGAAAGGCUAUCGGAGUGCGAGAAGAUUUAGUCAUUGUUUCUAAUCGUCACCAAAGCAUUGCGAAUGCGAUGAGUCGUGUCUUCCCUUUUGUCCCACAUGUCUUUUGUUUCUUCCACCUUAAGCAAAACUUGAAGAAACGUUAUAGACAACGAAAAGAUGUGAUGACUGCAUUCUACCUUGCAGCAUACAGCUACACCACAAUAGAGUGUGAUACAUACUUGGCAGAAAUACAAUCGAUGCAUCCUCAGACUCAUCUGACAUUGAUGGAAGCAAGACCGAAAAAGUGGUCACGAGCAUAUUGUCCAAGAAAAAGAUAUUCCAUGAUGACCACUAACAUUGUCGAUGAUAGGCGUGCUGCAGCUGCCAGACUCAAAACCAUUGUAACCUCCGCUGCAGUGGCACAUGUCAAUUUGGCGCAUGCCAAAACAUUAGACCGAGGAUGUCGUGUAGUUCCUGUAAUACAAGGGAACAAAUACCUCGUGCAACAUGCAAAGGAAGGCGAUGUGAUAGUUGACAUUGUUGCGAGUACAUGUAGUUGUCGCAAGUGGGACAUUGAUCAAAUGCCAUGUCUUCAUGCAAUUGCUGUUAGCAGUUUCAUGAGGGUGCACUACCAUAUGCUUUGCCAUUCAUAUUACACCGUAGAUUGGGUCAGACGUGCAUAUGCACCUCCCAUCAAUCCUCUCCCUAACAAGGCUGCUUGGAUUCUUCUAGCGUACGUCAGACAGAUGGUUAUACUCCCACCUGUGCAAAGAAGACAACCGGGUAGACCGAGAAAUGGUCGGAUUCCUUCCAUGGGGGAAGCUUGUCGAAGAAAAAAAUGUGGAAAAUGCGGUAAACUAGGACACAAUAGUCUUGGUUGCCCUAAUGAAUGGACUUCCUCCAUUGGAGAGUCGAGCACAACCACUACUCCAGAAUCCAGGGGCGCUGCUAGGGCCUCUGCAAGGGCAAGCCGGAAAUGCAACAUUUGUAAAAAGACUGGACACACUCGUCGUCGGUGCCCUAUACAGUUGUCAAUUCCAGGUGAUGAUAAUAUUAUCAAUGAAGAAAACAAUCAAUAG
Molecule: messenger RNA, 1134 nt
Organism: Diospyros lotus (date-plum)
Lineage: Eukaryota; Viridiplantae; Streptophyta; Magnoliopsida; Ericales; Ebenaceae
Exons: 3
Coding region: 1-1134 (377 amino acids)
Molecular function (GO): nucleic acid binding; zinc ion binding
Source: RefSeq, a predicted model, not a curated record